Molecule: messenger RNA, 3180 nt
Organism: Physcomitrium patens
Lineage: Eukaryota; Viridiplantae; Streptophyta; Bryopsida; Funariales; Funariaceae
Product: cation/calcium exchanger 4
Biological process (GO): monoatomic cation transport; transmembrane transport
Cellular component (GO): membrane
Molecular function (GO): monoatomic cation transmembrane transporter activity
Source: RefSeq, a predicted model, not a curated record
UUCAUCACAGGAACUGGAGUACCUCACGGGGAUCUAGUAAGAACUUGCUGCAGGGAGGGUGAUGAGGUUACACUGCAACGAACGAACGAAAAGAGAGAGAGAAGGAGAGAGAGAGAGGAUUAGUGGGUCUACGGGCUCAGGUCGGCGCUGCGAUCGCGGAAUUAACGUCGGGUGGCAGAGUCGGUGACGACGUUUCCCUGCCGUGCCACCUUCGUAGCUUCCCCGCGUCCUCACCCUCAUUCCUAAUUCGGCAUCAAUGCAUCACUGUAAGUUACCGGACAAGUGUUGCCUGCGGUGUACAAUCAAAGUCUGGCUCUGCUGUCGCGUCCGAUUGUGACGAGGAUUUGGGGUUUGGAAUGCCGCUUCAAAAAUUCACAACAGCAAACUCCCACGUCCGGCAUGGUGCGAGUUUUAUCGACUUGUGGUGAUGAGCAAGCAGCAGGUGUGAUGGACGUCGGCAAAUACAUGUGUUGAGAUCUCAAAACAGGAUUUCUUCAGUUCGCAGCUGAAUAUAAGUAUCUAGCGGAUAGUUGGCCAGGUUGCAGCUUACACUCCAGUUUUCCCAUACCGGGUGUAGGUGGAUUUUGGAUGGAAAGAGGUGCCGCGGACUCUUCCCUCUCGAGAUCGUUUCUCUGAAUUAGAGCACCAUGAAUAUUGCUCGGCGUAACCGCGUUCGUCCCUUCAUUAGUAUAGUUUCAUUCGUCUUCUUCUUAACUCUUCUCCGCACGCAUACCGACUGGGUUCCUUCAUCGUCUUCACUUGCCAAAGGGCAAACUGCUUCAUAUGCCGUAGGUUAUUUGGGAAUCGAGAAAUGGAGAGGCACAGGCCGACGUGUGUUAGGAUUGCACUCUGAGAAUGAGUCGAUCAUAUCUGAGAUUACGAAUAAUACUUCACCAAACGCUCCGAGGAGAAAGAAGAUCACAAGACCAUGUACGAAUGUGCGGGAGCACAUUGGAUUUCCCGAUGAAUGCAGUUACGUGCGUGCCAAUACAGAGUGCAGCUCCGGGACGCUUAUAGAAUACGUCACUGCGUAUUACUGCACGUUCUCGAAGGCGCCGAUUCUCGCCUACGUUUUGUUCUUUGUGUGGCUCUUCAUGCUCUUUUACAUGUUGGGAAACACAGCUGCGGAUUAUUUCUGUUUCUCUUUGGAGAAGCUCUCGGAGCUGUUGCGGCUUCCUCCCACUGUGUCUGGGGUGUCCCUCCUCCCUUUGGGAAAUGGAGCACCUGACGUGUUUUCCAGCAUUGCGUCGUUUCUGGGGACGGAACACAGUCAGGUUGGCUUGAACAGUGUUCUUGGAGGCGCAGUCUUUGUUACAUCGGUGGUGGCCGGAUCGGUGAGUUUGGCUGUGCAGCCGACGGGCCCGGCAGGAGUUCGUCCUCAGCUCGAUUGCAUUUGCUUCUUAAGGGAUGUGGGGUUUUUUAUGGGCUCUUUGGCGAUCCUUUCAUUCAUCAUUUACCAAGGGAAGAUAAGUUUUGCGGGAUCUGUUGGGUAUUUAUCUUUAUAUGUGCUAUAUGGGAUCAUAGUAGCCACGUACGAGUUGAUCAAGAAGCGAAAUCGCAAGAAUCGACGUCUGCAUCUGGAACCACUUCUUUCAAAUGAAGGUUUGGAAGACACAUUGGAAACAAGCUCUGAAGCUACAGACGAAUCUCCGUCCUCUGGCGCCGACUUGCCCCCUCACAGAUGGGAUUGGCGAGAAACGCAUCACGUUGCAAUAUUCUCACAAACUAGCCUGGCAGCCGCAUUAGAAGCUACCAUGACGGAGCCUGAUCAUGGAGAUUACACUGUGCCGCCAAAUGAGGAAGUACCGACAGCGGAGGAACCAGCUUGUGGAGCGUUGUGUGGGGAGAUGCUAGACUUGCCGCUGAGUCUACCACGACGUCUCACGAUCCCUAUUAUAGAGGAGGAUCGAUGGUCCAAGCCAUUCGCCGUCGCUAGCGCAACCUUGGCUCCGUCACUGUUAGCAGGAGUGUGGGAUGGCAACGACGGGGAUCCGUUCGGCAGCAGCCUCAGCGUGUACUUACUUGCCUUGGCCGUCGGGAUCGUACUCGGCAUUCUCGCAUACCGAAACCUGGACAAGGACCGCCCGCCAACCCGCUGGGUCAUGCCAUGGGUGCUGGGAGGGUUCAUAAUGAGCAUCGUGUGGUUUUACCUCAUCGCCAACGAACUCGUAGCCGUUCUGGUGGCGUUUGGUGUGAUUCUCGAGAUCGAUUCGGCCAUCUUGGGGCUCACGGUGCUGGCAUGGGGGAAUUCCAUCGGAGACCUGAUAUCCAAUCUAGCACUGGCGUGCAACGGAGGGGACGGAGUGCAAAUCGCCAUCUCGGGUUGCUACGCAGGGCCCAUGUUCAACACAGUCGUGGGAUUGGGCUUGUCUUUUGUUCUGGCGAGCUGGAAUCGGUUUCCAGAACCCCUCAUCCUUCCCGAUGACGAUACCGUCAUCUACACAAUCGGCUUCCUCUUCCUCAGCCUUGUUUGGGCGUUAGGGGCACUGCCGACUCGCGGCAUGAAGCCCAACAAGAUCAUGGGAGUAGGGCUUCUGUUCUUGUAUAUUUCCUUCAUGGCGUUGCGGCUGGCGGACAUUCUAGGGAUUAUUUCCCUCGAGGGUUUCAAUCUAGGUUCUUCACCGGGCUUCUUGGGUGUAAGAGUUGUGUAACGACGAAAUUAAGAGUGGGAUUGGGAGCUGUUCUUUGUUAGAUGGUUUUAGCGGCAGAGGAGAGAUGCAAGCGUCAACUCUCUUCAGACGGAUGUGGGCUGGCUCUAGGUGUAUAUUAGGUGUAAAAAACGGACGAAGUAAUCUUCUCGAUUAAAAACAAGGCAUGGUGACACCAUCUGGUGUCAACAAUUAGUUAAGGCUUUGCCCACCUCCAUGUUGUCAGUCCGUUCUCGUGCAACAGGCUGGAUUGUAGUCUAUUGAACCUCGGGGCUUGAAGCUGCGCCUUGCAAUUCAGACAGGGAUUUCUUCGAUAGAUGCUACUGGUUCAGUGUAGAUCAUUUAUUGAAUUGGGUGGAACGAGGGGUUGCUGGAUUCCAACAGAUAGUUUGUUGGUUCCGACCUCAACGCCGCACGUAUCUGGUGGGGACAUUUCAACACACUUGUUCUUCUCUGUUGUUAAUUAGUUACCGUUGCGAAAAAGAAUAAAAGUAAAAGCAAAGAGAAAAAAGAAAGGACGUGUUGGAAUCUA